Molecule: messenger RNA, 7032 nt
Organism: Cherax quadricarinatus
Lineage: Eukaryota; Metazoa; Arthropoda; Malacostraca; Decapoda; Parastacidae
Product: ectonucleoside triphosphate diphosphohydrolase 5
Molecular function (GO): hydrolase activity
Source: RefSeq, a predicted model, not a curated record
GGUGUUGGAGGUGGUAGACAGGCCUGCACGGUGGUGGAGACACCACUGUGGUGUUGGAGGUGGUAGACAGGCCUGCACGGUGGUGGAGACACCACUGUGGGGUUGGAGGUGGUAAAUAGGCCUGCACGGUGGUGGAGACACCACUGUGGUGUUGGAGGUAGUGGAAGGGACAACACUGGUGGAGGCACCAAUGUGGUGUUGGAGGUGGUAGACAGGCCUGCACGGUGGUGGAGACACCACUGUGGUGUUGGAGGUGGUAGACAAGCCUGCACGGUGGUGGAGGUAGUGGAAGGGACAACACGGUGGUGGAGACACCACUGUGGUGUUGGAGGUAGUUGAAGGGACAACACGGUGGUGGAGACACCAGUGGUGUUGGAGGUAGUUGAAGGGACAACACGGUGGUGGAGACACCAGUGGUGUUGGAGGUAGUGGAAGGUACAACACGGUGGUGGAGACAUCACUGUGGUAUUGGAGGUAGUUGAAGGCACAACACGGUGGUGGAGACACCACUGUGGUGGUGGUGGAAGGGACUGGCUGUGUAAUGUUGGUGGUUGUGAAGUAGCAUGCCAGUGUAGUGUUGGUGAAAGAAAAUAGCUUUGUCACUGCAGGGGGAUGAUGAUAAGGCAAGUGAGUACCCAGGCAGCAGCAGCAGCCUCCCCGCCACACACUGCAGUGCUCACCUACUGACCUGUUCACCCCAACACUGUGCUGAUGGAGGGAGUACGCAAUAGGAAGAUGACCACACCGUAAAAAACAGAAACCAUAUAAUUAGAAGAUUUGUGCCUGUUGCAAAUACAACUGUGCCAACAACCACGGCAGUUGAAGAGCCUUAAACAGAAGAAAGAAAAGAAUGCUUGGUUCAGUGUUUGGAGGUACAGUUUCCAUACACUUGACAGGCAGUAGGUGAUAUGGGGGUGGCCACAAAGGGCACACAAUCAUCAGGCAAAAUGCACACCUCGUUUCGUUUGAUGAGACUUCUUUUUUAUGGAAUCGUUUUCAGCCUUACAUCUCUCAUAAUAUUAGUGACUUUAAAUAACACAUGGCCAUUGAAGAGUAUUGGCCAUAGCACCAACUCCCUGGACCAUGUGUCUGUGGCACUAGGUGUGCAGGAGCGAGUGCAUGCUGUCAUUAUUGAUGCUGGCUCAACUGGCUCACGUGUCUUAGCUUUCACUUUCUUCAAAAGCCUAACAGGUGGUGGAGUGUGUGAGGAGACAAAAAUGGCCAGAGGACCACUUAGCUUCAUCGAAAAUAACUCUUCCUGUGAUAAUUCAUUAAAGCUAGACGACGAGCUCUGGCAUGAAGUGAAGCCUGGCCUCUCAAGCUUUGCUGAUGAUCCUAUUGAGGGUGCUAAAUCAUUGGUGCCUCUCCUGGAGAUUGCCAAGAGCCGUAUUCCUCGCCAGAGUUGGGCUUCCACUCCCUUGGUCUUGAAAGCUACAGCAGGACUCAGACUCUUACCCGUUGAAAAGGCUGAUGCACUUUUAAUGGAGGUAAAGAAGUUGCUUGCCUCAUCUGGGUUUCACACAACAGAAAAUUCAGUAGGCAUCAUGGACGGGCGCGAUGAAGGAAUCUUCUCCUGGUUCACUGUUAAUUAUCUCAUGGAUCGUGUUAGUGGUGACCCUCGGGAGACUUUAGUGGCCCUUGACCUGGGAGGUGGAUCCACUCAAAUUACCUUUGUACCUGUAGAGGAUGAAACUGUGAAGAAAACCCCUGAAGAUUACCUCACAUCCAUCUCGCUCCUUCAUAAAAAUCUUAAUCUCUAUACACAUAGUUACUUGGGAUUAGGAUUAAUGGCUGCCCGCCAGGCUGUUCUCCUUCAGCACAAGGGAGAAGAUGGCAUCAUUCGCUCACCCUGCAUUAACCCUAUCAUUGACCACCAGUGGACUUAUGGAGGAGAAACUUAUACAGUAAGAGGCCCAGAAGAAGCCAAAUAUCAGGAAGUUCGUGGACAAGCAGGCCGUUUAAGUGAGAACCGUCCAAUUGCUGAUCAUGAGGCUUGUGUAAAAGCUUGUGCUCAAGUGAUAAGUAAUAAGGUACAUGCUCCACAUGAGUUAAAAACCAGAGAGGUGAUUGCUUUCAGUUACUUCUUUGAUCGUGCUACAGAGAGGGGUCUCAUAGAUCCAUUUAAAGGAGGAGAAUUAACCGUGCAGGAAUUCCUCAAUGCUGCUGUUCAAACUUGCAACAUUCCCAAUGUGGAGCAGCCACUAGCAUGCCUAGAUCUCACUUUUAUCAGUUCAUUCCUCACUUAUGGGUAUGGCCUCAAGGGAAGCAGCAUUAUAAAGCUUUACAAGAAGAUUGAUAAUUAUGAAGUCAGCUGGGGGCUUGGUUUAGCUUUCCAUGUGAUCAAUAAUGGAAUAUGAGAUCAAUGAAUUUUAGACCUUGUGUUAUUUCUACUAAACACUUAAUACAAUAAACUUAAACUCGAGUGCCUGAAGAAACUGUGCAAUCUGUGUUGGUCUCCUCUUAUCAGAAAGACAAUUUUCAUCUUGUGUAAGGUGAUUUCAACAGACUCAACAUUCAUGCUUACUGUGCUAAGUAAAGAACAAUUAUUCAGAACCUGCACAUUGAUAAAGUGCUCUAUAAAAGUAGUCAAUGAAAGACAUUGUUAUAUCAAAAGGAGAGUAUGUUCUUUCAACCACAUUAUGUAUAUUGUCUACUGGGUUUAAAGAAUCAUUGCAUAUGCAUAAUAAUCAAAGAAUGUUACAGAACAGUGUUUGUAAAUAUAUGUCUGAACAUAUAGUGCAAGCAUCUAUAUGAAGAGCAUAAUUACUAAUAGAUAAUUGUAAUGCAAUUUUCAUGAAAUAUUUAUAUUUAGAAUUUAUUUCUGUACUUAAUAUUAUGUGAAAAUAUUAAUGAUCAUAGCAUAUUUUAUUGCAGAUUAGCUUGCUUUGAAGCUUAAGAAUUUAUUUGCAGGUGAUGUAUCUGUACAGUAAUUAGGUAUCAUAUCUUAUGGAUAUAUUUAUUUUUAAAUUUCUACUUUUCUGAAAUAUAAGUUGAGAACGACUCUUCACAAAGACUCGAAGCAAUAACAAGUAUCAAGGUUGAAGUUGGACACAAAUUGUAGAACAAGUUUUAUCAGGACAACAAACUCUGUAUAGAGCUUUUAUCACAGUCUAAAGCACUGUAUAACCCUUAUGGUUUUAGUGCUUAAUUUGAUUAUAAUUAUGUAAAGUAAUUAAUCACAGUCCAAAAUGUUUCAAGAAAAGCUUGUUCAGCAACCUGUGUCUGUAUUCAUACUCGUUGGCCAUUUCCUCCCUGUAGCAACAUUUCUUGUUGAAAUUUGACUGUCGGCUCCCAGUGUAACUGUUUUGGGAACAAAUUUUUAUUUUAUUGGGGAGUGGGGAGGGCUUCUUUGUCCCUGCACACAAAAGCAACAAAUUAGUAUUACUUCACCAAACACUACAUACAUUCCUUAAUGCCAUGUAAUAUGCUAAAUUGUCUCAGUAAGAACUGCAGGCAUAGACUUUUUCUAAAGCUAUAAUUCUUAGAAUUUAAACCUUUUUUGGAUGAUCAUCUAAAAUGGUUUGAAAUAUUCAUAGCUCAUAUUUGGCAAGUGUAGAUCUUUAGUUAUGAUAUAUACCAUAUAUACAUUUUCAUUAACGACUCAAGAUUUCCACUGAUGGAGGUUACACAAAUAUUUAUACAAAUAUUUUGUAUUAUAAUUACAGAAUUAUUCCAAAGAUGGUAUUUAAAAAAAAAGUAAAUUAUUUACCAAGUAUUUCUAAUUGUUGGACCCUUUGAAGACAGCAUAUUUGUUAUUGCUGAGCUUCUUAUACACAAUGGUAGAGUGGAAGCGGACUCCACACCGGAUCAAAGCAGAUAUGCUUAACAAAACUAUUCUUAAUCACUUAGUUGAAAGUGAAGAGGUGGGACCAGGAGUUAGAGCUCGUCUUGCCCUCCCCACAAACCCAAGGUCAUUGUAUAGUUUUAUUUAGCCUCAUUUGUGCAUAGCAGUUGUUGGUUGUAUUGUACUCUUAGUAUUUGUUGGGUCCCCCUAUACACAUAGUAUAUAUUGGAUUCCUUGUAUGCAUAACAUUUGUUGGGCUCCUUGUAUGAAUGACAUUCAUCGAGCCGGUUUUACAGUUAAUGAAUAUAAUUACGGUACAGUCUUCUUUUGAAGAAGACUGUACAUUAGCAACAAAAGUAACGUACAGUACUGUUUUCACAUGAAUUUCGGUUAUAUUAUAAUCAUAACUAAGGGCUAAACCCACAAGGGUCAUACAGCAUUGAAUUUAAGUUACAUAGGAACUUAUGUUCAUGUUACUGAACUAUGUUACUGAACUCUCUCCAGGUAUGUAUCAAAAUACUGUAUGAACAUAAUGAUACAGUACUGUUUAUGUGGCUCUAAUUAAGUGUGAAGAUUCUCAGUAGUUUUGUGUAAUUUUGUAAAUGAUUCAGCUGUUUUGAGCAUUUAUAAAAGUAAUUUUUUAAGUGGAUUUAUUUAAUUAAGUUGUAAAGUACUUGACAGGUUUUUGUAAAUAACUUGGAACACAUAUUAGUCAGGUUUGGGGGAGGGAAAGAAGGAAGAGAAAGUAGUAUUCAUAAAAUUGUUUGCAUUGUAAGUUUAAUAGGACGUCAGUAUCUGCGGGGAUAUAUUCCAACGACCUACUGCGGAUACCAAAUCCGCCAUUAGUAACAAACCCUAUACGGUGGUACGUCGAGUUUCGAAAAGCUCCCAAUUCGAACAAUUAUGUACAGUAAGUGUAUUUUUGUAAAUGUAUAUUUGGGAGUCUGAAACUGACUAAUCUAAUUUACAUUAUUCCUUAUGGGAACAAAUUUGUUCGGUAACGGCACUCAAACAGCCUUCUGGAACAAAUUAUGGCCGAAACUCGAGGUACCACUGUAUAUAUGUCUUUUCGUUUACAUACUUACCUAUUAUAAAGCUUAAUUGAUAAAUUGUGCACAAUAAGGGGAGAAUUAUUACGUUUCCACUGAUGGGAAAUAUGGCUUCUCUUAUGCUUUGAAGAACUUCCACAGUCACUACUUUUGUACUCUGAGGCAAUUAGGCAAAAUUAAGGGUUAUUUUCGGGCCACAGUAAGCCACGGAUACGGGGGUCCUGCUGUAUACUGUACUGAGACAGGACAGCAUGGAAGCCUCAGUUACCCUGAUGUUAUUGGGCUAAGUUGUUGUAUACUACAUGGCUGUGUAAGAGAUUAAUUAUACAAUUAGUACUGAAACAUAAACAUUUAACUAGAACACAUAUAAUGUAGGGAAGGCUUUAGUUAUACAGUGGAACCUCGGCUUACGAAUUUAAUCCGUUCCGUGACCUUGUUCGUAUGCUGAGUCAAUUUUCCUCAUUUAAAUUAAUUGAAAUGCAAUUAAUCUGUUCCAAUCUCUCAGGAGGCAUGACAAAAUAAUGCUAAUAUCAACUCUAUGGCUUAGUUAUCUAUCACAAUUCAUCUAAUAUGACAUAAUAAACAAUAUCAGUAACAUAGAACCAUGAUAUAUACUCUAGAAUGAAUAAAAUAAGCCGUAAUAAGGCAGGUGAUGGCAAUGCAGGCAGCUGCAGAAAGCAUCCGCCAUUUACUCUCCCACUCUAGUAUCUUCCCAGUCCAUAACCCCUACACCUAGCUUGUGUUUAUCUAUGAUUAGUGGUGAGGUUGUCACAUAUGUAACCACAGGUGUGGUCAAGACAGAUGCAUAUAUAGGUGAAGAUAUGAUCACCGUGGCCACAGUGGUGGCGGCGGCGGCGGCGGCCACAGUGGUGGUGAUGACCAGCUGCCUCACUCUGUGCUGCUGCCUUCUUCGUUUCUCUAGCUUUUUUCAUAGUUUCUAAUCACUUCUUGCUGAAUGUACGCAAAUACUGUCUCUUUGGGCAAAGCAUUAAGAAAUUUGUACAAUAUAAGACAAAAUUACGCAUCCCAAGUGUCUGCUGCGGGCACUCAGAGCAGCACACCUCCAUUUCCUUUUGACUCUUGGUGGACACUGAGAGCCGUGGUCUCAUGGUCUAGCAGUACCUUCAGCCACCCGGAGGAUUACAAAUUUGUAUUUUGAAGCAUUAGGCACAAAAAUAUGAAAAAAAAAAUUAUGAAAAAUGUCUAAAAAUGACAACAUAUUUUUAUUAUUAUUAUUGUAUUAUUAUAAUUAUUACUGUUCUUAGUGUGUAUUAUAAUAAUUAUUAUUAAUUUAGGAAACUGGAGCACAGAUCCAGUUCCCUAGAUCAAGAGCCCACCACCACAUACAUACUUAUAAUAAUAAUUAUUAUAACAUAAUAAUAACAGUAAGGAGGAACUUCAAAAGGCUGCCAGUAGUUGGUGCCACCAUCAGCAAAGCAUUGGUAACCACUACUAGUACAGGAGGGCCCCGCUUUACGGCGUUCCGCUUUACGGCGUUCCGCUAAUACGGACAUUUCAAAUUAUGACCAAAACUCACUAUACGGCUCCCCCCACCUGACUUUCUAAUACGGUCACCGUGCCCCACCCUGUUUGUUUACAUUCUCCAUGAGCUCAGUAAGCACUAAGUCUCUCCAUUUUGUCUGGAAACUCCAAAAUUUCAAAUGUUUUUAAAAGUUAUUUCAUAUUUUAUAUAUACUCUGAUAAUUAUACUUAUGUAUACCUGUACCUAAAUAAACUUACAUACAUCGAGUCAUUUAAAUGUCGUAUAUUACGUUAAUAUACACAUUUUCAUUAAUCCAUCCAUGAUAUUUUUUUCAAAAUUAUAUAAUAAACACGAUGCAUAACAUAUAAAUAAGAUAAAUACACCCCACAGUAGAAUAAAUAAACAAAUGUGAGAUGUGAGCAGACGACUUGCACAAGUGGUGAUAAUAACAAUACUGAGUCUCAUUAAAUGUCGUAUAUUACGGUAAUAUACACAUUUUCAUUAAUCCAUCCAUGAUAUUUUUUUCAAAAUUAUAUAAUAAACACUAUACAUAACAUAUAAAUAAGAUAAAUACACCCCACAGUAGAAUAAAUAAACAUAAAUGUGAUCUCUGGUAGCAGACGACUUCCACAAGUGACGCCAUAAUAACAAUAGUCACGGAGUCUCAUUAAAUGUCGUAUAUUACGGUAAUAUACACAUUUUCAUUAAUCCAUCCA